UAAAUCAAUGAUUAAAAGGUUGAAAAUCGCAGAAAAUGUUGAAAAUGCUGUAAUCUCGCAAUUCACGAGACUUGCCGAGGCCACAAAUUCAAGAUGGCGGCGCCAAUGUUGAAGGAUAAAGGCAGCCUUCAGUUUGAAGACAAGUGGGACAGCAUGCGGCCCACUGUGCUGAAGCUGUUACGUCAGGAGCCAGUCACCAGGGCUGAGUGGCAGGACUUGUUCUGGGAUGUACACUCAGUGUGUCUGUGGGAUGACAAGGGACCAGGGAAGGUUCACAAGGCCCUACAGGACGACAUCCUGGAGUUCAUCAAACAAGCGCAGCAGCGCACUUUGACCCAUCAGGACGACACAGCCUUGCUGAAGGCGUACAUAGCGGAGUGGAGGAAGUUCUUCACGCAGUGUUCGUACCUCCCCAAGCCGUUCGGCCAGCUGGAGACCUCCCUUGCUGGCAAGACCGUCAGUAGUGUGCAGAAAAAGAACAGCCCGGAGGACAGUAUUGUUAGGAAGCUUAUGUUGGACAGCUGGAAUCAGAGCAUCUUCUCGAACAUCAAACAGCGACUCCAGGACAGCGCAAUGAAGCUGGUACACUCGGAGAGGAUGGGCGAGGCCUUCGACUCACAACUGGUCAUCGGGGUUAGGGAAUCAUAUGUGAACCUAUGCUCAGAUCCUGAGGACAAGCUAAAGAUAUACAAGGAAAACUUCGAGGCAGCCUACAUAGAGGCAACGGAGGCCUUCUACAAGGCACAGGCACCACAGUACCUGGCUGACAACGGGGUCCAGAACUACAUGAAAUAUGCUGAUAUGAAACUAAAGGAGGAAGAACAACGAGCCAUGAGAUACCUGGAAACCAGGAAAGGGUGUGACUCUGUGCAAAAGAAAAGCCUCCAUAUAGGACAGGUAGCAAGCCAGCAGUUUCAGCUUACAGAGUGCUGUGUUCACGUACUAGUAACUGCCUUCAAGGAAACCAUCCUUGCCGAGUGCUCAGUUAUGAUCAAGAGAAAUGAAACAGACAAGCUGCUGCUAAUGUUCCAGCUGUUAGACCGGGUGCCAGACGGCAUCAACCCCAUGUUGAGGGACCUGGAGGAGCAUAUCAAGAACCAGGGCCUGGCCGACAUGGUGGCUGCUGCAGAGACUAUCACUUCUGAUUCUGAGAAGUAUGUUGAACAGCUGCUGUCGCUGUUUAACAUCUUUAGUAUGCUAGUCAAGAAAGCCUUCAGCGACGACCCUAGAUUCCUUACAUCCAGGGACAAGGCUUACAAGCAUGUAGUGAACGACACAACUGUAUUUAGGUUAGAGCUUCCUUCUAAACAAAAGGGUGUAGCAAAGACUCAGCCAGAAUCCAAAUGUCCGGAGUUGUUAGCCAACUACUGCGACAUGCUGCUGAGAAAGACUCCUCUCAGCAAGAAACUCACAUCUGAUGAAAUAGAUGCCAGACUUAAAGAUGUGUUACUAGUGCUGAAGUACGUGCAGAACAAGGAUGUGUUUAUGAGGUACCACAAGGCCCACCUGACCCGCAGGCUCAUCCUAGACAGUUCCGCUGACAGCGAGAAGGAAGAAAACAUGGUGGAGUGGCUCAGGGAAGUAGGCAUGCCGGCUGACUAUGUCAACAAACUGGCCAGGAUGUUCCAAGACAUCAAAGUCAGCGAAGACCUGAACAGUCAGUUUAAGGAAGCCAUUCGGGACAAGGGGCAUGGUUCUAUAGCAGAUUGUGUAAAUAUCAAGGUACUAAACGCGGGUGCCUGGGCGCGUAGUUCGGAGCGAGUAUUUGUGUCGCUGCCCAUGGAGCUGGAGGACUACAUCCCGGAGGUGGAGGAGUACUACAGGAAGACUCACAGCGGCAGGAAACUGCAGUGGCAUCAUCUCAUGUCCAACGGCAUUAUAACCUUCAAAAACAAAGUGGGUCAGUACGACCUGGAGGUCACGACCUUCCAGAUGGCGGUGUUGUUUUCGUGGAACCAGAGGCCUAACGAGAGAAUACCGCUGGAGAACCUGAGGUUAGCCACGGAGCUUCCCGAUACAGAGCUCAGGAGAACUCUAUGGUCUUUAGUGGCCUUCCCCAAGAUUAAGAGACAGGUCCUGGUGUAUGAACCUGAGGCUCAGUCACCCAAGGACUUCCAGGAAGGGACAGUCUUCUGGGUCAACCAGGAGUUUGGCCUCAUUAAAAAUGGCAAACUCCAGAAGAGAGGAAAGAUCAACCUGAUUGGCAGACUGCAGCUGUCCACUGAGAGAACACGGGAGGAAGACAAUGAAGGCAUCAUACAGCUCAGGAUACUCAGGACACAGGAGGCUAUAGUGAAGAUCAUGAAGAUGAGAAAGCGUAUCUCCAACGCCCAGCUGCAGACAGAGCUAGUGGAGAUCCUUAAGAACAUGUUCAUCCCCUCCAAGAAGAUGAUUAAGGAACAGAUUGAGUGGCUGAUCGAACACAAAUACAUGAGGAGAGACGAAGACAACAUCAACAUGUUUAUCUACAUGGCAUAGGCUGGGAAAGCUGCAACAACAUAUCUGGAAGUCAUAGACUUCAGCCAACUCCCCUCCCCUGCAACAUGGACCCUCCCAGAACCACAAUCUAAGUAUUCUUUAUCUGCAGGUCAUACCAUUCAGAUGAACUUCGGAGGUAGAUCUGGUAAAAGCUAAAAGCUGCAAAUUAGGAAGAUGCUUAUUUUUCCGUAUGUUCCCAUUUUCCUGGUUUCUUGGGACUCGCCAAAACAAGUUUUUAUGGAAAAAAAUUUAUUUAUGGCCACAAUCAUCAGAUGUCAUGCCAACUUUUUGUACAUAUGAUUCAGUAUUUGCAGAUCACACAAACAUGCGAAUAGACAUGUGUAGACAGUAAGAGCUGGACAAUUUGCAGUACAAAUUGCUUCUUAAGCUUUUGUAUUUUGAUGUCUAUGUGUACAUUUGUACUGUCCAUGGUAAACAAAUAGGAACCCAUAGAAAGAAAAAAGGGUAAUAAUUUCUACAUGCUAGGAAAAUCUGUUAUUAAAUGGAGGUAAAAAAAAGCAUUUUAUGUUAGCCCCCACCACAUUAU
Messenger RNA from Branchiostoma belcheri (Belcher's lancelet), 3025 nucleotides. Its product is annotated as cullin-5-like. Lineage: Eukaryota; Metazoa; Chordata; Leptocardii; Amphioxiformes; Branchiostomatidae. The transcript is spliced from 20 exons. Gene Ontology annotation, cellular component: Cul5-RING ubiquitin ligase complex; SCF ubiquitin ligase complex. The record is from RefSeq and is a predicted model, not a curated record. Bases 94 to 2478 code for a protein of 794 amino acids. Gene Ontology annotation, biological process: protein ubiquitination; SCF-dependent proteasomal ubiquitin-dependent protein catabolic process. Gene Ontology annotation, molecular function: ubiquitin protein ligase binding.